Molecule: messenger RNA, 519 nt
Organism: Trematosphaeria pertusa
Lineage: Eukaryota; Fungi; Ascomycota; Dothideomycetes; Pleosporales; Trematosphaeriaceae
Exons: 1
Coding region: 1-519 (172 amino acids)
Source: RefSeq, a predicted model, not a curated record
AUGAUAACGGGAAAGAGCGAUGAUCAAGGCAAGCACCCGUGUCCCUUGUACAACCACUAUUCCAACGUCACUCUCAUCUGCAACCCGUUGGGACUAUCUAAUUACGUCCACUCUAUCCCCGCGCUGGCAAUCGAACCAGUAAAGUCGACCAACAAUGGCGUCAUCGAAUCCGCAACAGAGCCGCAUACCCACUACUUCAAGGAAGAAGCAGCAGUCUCCCACGCGACCGACGAAAUCAACGAAACCAAAGAAUCUAAGAACAAGGAGGAAGACAACACGAAACGAAAGAUACCCCUCCAUGUCAUGUCAAACCGACUUCAAAGGCGCAUGAUCUCGAUGGGCUGGUCUCCGACUCGAAUGACGGGGCGCACUGCAUGUCGGGGAGAGGUUUCGGAAGACGAUCCACUGGAGCCUACCGAGGAAGCGACUCUAGAAGCAGAGGAAGGGGCUUUCGAGCAACCGUUCAUCGACUGGGGAUCGGAGGAGAAGAAAGCCCAGAAGAAAUACCAUGACGGAUAG